CUCUUUUCCCCUCCCUCACGUACCCUCCUGUCUCUCCCUUGCUCACUCCCUCUCCUUGCCUCGCCUCGCCCUCCGUCACUCCGAGCGGAAGCACACACACAAAAACCAGGAAGCAUCACUUCAUCCACUUCUACCUCUACGGACUCCAGUGGCUUCACUUUCCUACACAGAUUUUCUGCCAUUUUAUUUUUUCACGAUGAUUCAUUUAUCAGUUUUGCACCUGUCAUCAAAACCACCAUUUGUUCUGAGGCUUUUUUACAAGAGAAGGCUGAUUCCUGCCUUUGUCUGCUAAAGUUUUCAGAAACAUAUGUCUUUAGUUUUUGUUACCAAGGAGAAUUUUUGGCCUUAAAGUGUUUCCUCUACUUUUGCAUAGACUUUUUUUCUGCUGUUAGUUAUUAUCACAUAGCCUAGCUGUUUCUUUUUUUCAGUUCAUCUUUCUACCUCUGUCUUACUGUGCCUCUAUUUCCUUUCUGGCAGAUACACCUGUAUGACAUCAUUUUACUUUUCUAUCUCAGGUGUUUUUCCUGUUUUCUUUAUGGGCACAAACUGAGAAUACACAACAGUUUUCCUCUGUUUUACUCCUAUCUUUUUCAAUUGCUAAAAUUGUACCAUCCCUGUCGAGGGCAAAGCACAAAUCAAGCGUUGCUGCCAAACAGAAUCCCACUGAGCUGUCUUAGUGUUUUCCUUUUUUGUUACAUCAUGUGGUCUACCUUUUUUGUGACCGACGAGGAGGGUCGCACGGUGGGUCCAGCCGUGCCGGGAACGGUGGUUGCACCAGGAGGAGCACCCCAGGCUGCCGGAGGUCUGGCAAGCCUCAUGACUGGACGCAGUACCUUUGGAGGGAACAAGCGCCGCAGGACGACGUCAACGGGACACGCCAUGAGCGAGGCCCAGGAAGGAAAGAUCAAGUUGGCAUUCUUCGUGGCCAUCGUGGGCGUAGUCCUGACAGUCCUUGGUGUGGGGACAGAGUUCUGGGUGGAGCUGGCAGCUCCUAAGAGUUUCUACAACAACCAGACAUGUCUGGCAGCUCACUACGGCCUGUGGAAGGGCUGCACCAAGACCUUGUGGGUGGCUGAUAUCGACCCAGAGAGAGAGAGCUGUGGACCCGCUGAACUACCUGGAGAAUCAAACUGCACCUACUUCAAGUUUUUCACCACGGGGGAAAAUGCUGUGCUGUUUCAGAAGACAACGCAGAAGAAUCUGAAUAUAGCAGCAGCCAUGUUGGCCCUGUUCAGUUUGUUCCUGAUGGUGAUGGGCGCCAUAUGCAUCACCAUGUCUCUCAGUAAAGAGAUCCUGUUCUUCCUCAAGCCAGCGUCCAUCUGCUUUAUUCUGUCAGGUUUCCUGGUGCUUCUCUCUCUCCUUGUUUUCCACCAGUCCGUCCUGGCCUUCUUGGCCAGCGACCACACGGUUCCCCUCCACCACGAGCUCUCCUGGUCGGUGUCGUGUAUCGGCUGUGCGGGCGCUGUCCUCAUCGUGGGUGGGAUCCUGUUCCUGCUGCUGGCGCUGCCCUACAGCCCCUGGCAGAGGUGUCUCCCUCAGAAGGACAGCAGCAGCUAGUGGCCCGGAGGUGGAGUUGCACUUUAUCUGCCCUGUCUGUUUGGGAGGAGCGAGGGUGCAGAGGGGCGUGGGUGUUUCCCAACGAUGUCUUAGAAAGAGAAAGCUUUAUCUGUGAACUUACAGGAAUCACAAGCAUGUUCAUGGGAGAGUGAUGAGAGAUUUACUGACAUGCACUGAGCACUUAACUUGUUGUCUUACAAUAUCACAAUAUUAUUGUUUAGUAUGAAAAAUCCUUUUUUUUCUAGCUAGUCAUUCUGGAUACCUGUACCCAUUGAUCUGCAACCCAAUCAGCAGAAUAAUUGUUAGCAUUUUAUGUUUCUGACAAGCAGGAGUACAUUUUAUUGUACAUUAUUAUGUUGAAACUUUAUAUUUCAACACUGCUUAGGUUAAUGUCUGGUUCAGUUUAGGCACAAAACCACUUGGUUAUGGUUAGGAAGAUCAUGUUUGGGAACUGGAAGACUGGAAUCGCAGAUAUGUUUCAGAGAAAAAAACAAUCGCUGUUGUGGCACCAUCGUGUCUGGAAAUGCAGCAAUGUCUUGGUAAAAAAAACAAAAAAAACUUUUUCGUGCACUAUCCCUGUUGGAAACACAAGGAUGGGUCACAUAAAAAACAACCAUGUUUGGUGGCUAAAAAACCACUGGUCUUAAACAGUGGUCUGCAGCUUUGCAGGCAUCUGGUCCAGGUGCCACACAAAUGUAUCCAUGGUUUGCAGAAACGUACCACAACAACAUUUUCUUUUGGUGACUAGGCUAUGAUUUGACAUAAUUUUGCUGACAUUCAUAUUGUUCAGCAUGGAGACAUUUGGGUACUAAAAGCUACAGUACCAGGUUACAGUGAAGUAUUCAUUUUGAUGUUAUAAAAUGGCUUUCUUUAUGCUCAGAUGUGGUUGGGAAACAGCCCUGUAUUGUCUUACUAAUCAUCCUGCAGGGUUCGGAGGCAAUUUACUGUUAGUUCAUUCAAUAAAUUAACCAGUCCUUAGCAUAAUGCUAACUUAAAAAUAAAAAAAAUACUACCAGUAGCUAAAUUAUUUCUUUGACAUUACCAUAUUGUCUGGCAGUAAUUAACAAAAAAUAUUGUUUUAAAGAAUAUAGCAGAGUACAAAGUAAACAGUUUGAGUCAACAGUAUGAAAGUUACUCAUUGGCUGCAAGCUAGCAAACAUGUUCGGCUAACCUUAAUGCUAACAUGUUUAUGAAGCAUGUCAUAAUGAUGGAUAUUACAAUCUUUGCUAUUUGAUUCAUCUACCCUUAUUUAAAGGGGACUUAAACUGCCUGGACAUGGUUCACAAUAUGGAGGUGGCUGAGUUGGAGGCUAGUAGCUAACAGUGCUAACUCCAUAAACAGCUCAAAACACAACACAUUCUCACGCCAACCUCAUCACAUAUUUUCAUGUGGCCAUGGACUUUCCAUGUUCAGAUAGAACCUGAAAGGUACCCCAGCUAUGUUGGUUGUUAACGUUCUGGGACACCAUGUCAAGUUCUGCCUGUUACAUGCAUUGUCUUCUUUCAAAAUACACUUCUGUUUUCACAGGAAGUUUACUGUUCACACACUGUUCACAAUGGUCUCCUGCAACUCCUUCUUCUCCUUCAACAACAAACAUGCGUGAUUUGGUUUAGGAAAAAAUAAGAGGUUUGGUUUUAUAAUCUUAUGGGACAUGAACACCACUCUCCCGGGUGUAAGUUGGUGUUUGUUGGACCCAUCCACCACACCUCCCACCCACACCAGUUGGACUUUUGCCGCCUUAACUUUCAUUGUUCUACCACUUUACCCCUGACACCGCGUAUCAUGCCGAUGUAUAAGGACUGCAUUUUUGUGUUGGACACUAGAAGUAACUGCCCAAGCACCAGACUUCAAAGACUUUGGAGUGAGACCAGGUUGCUUAACAACAGCAACAGUGCUGCUGACAGAGCUAACAGUGUUACCUGGGGGAAGCGGAAGGUGGGCGCUAUGCUUCUGCAAAUAUACCCUCCAGAUAUCAGCAGUAACCACGUAUAAGAAGGAUGUAAAGCAGUGGCGAUGAACUAGCCAGUGGGAUGCACACAUGCACUAAUGCGCAGCUAGACAGGCUUAUCACAACAAACCACAGAGAGGCUCGGAUUAUGAAACACAGAGGGAGUGUGACUCUCUGCAUUCUCAGGAUGCCAUCGCAUGUAGGACUUUUCAAGAGUCUUUCUGUUGUAAUGCUGGUAAUUAUAAACCAUUAACUAAUUAACCUUAAACCUUAAUUAAAAAAAAUACACUGAAUGAACAGAACAGUUUAACCUCCAGUCUGAAAACCUCUUUGAAGGUUUUUCUCAGUUAUGUGUGAAAAAAAGCAGUUAUUAUAUUUGUCUUGUCUGCAGAGCCACCUUUCUACUUUCUAUGUUGAAUGUUGUUUUGCUGUUCUUCAAUUAACAUUGAAAGACAUUAAUUAGAAAUACAUUACCUGUAUUGUCAUGUGACAGGGCUCUAAUUUCAUAAUUGUACACAUACAUACAUCGUUUUCAUUUAUCAUCUAUAAUCAUUAAUUUCAGGAUAUAUAUAUGUCAUCUCUGUGUAUGGUCAUUGUGAUGAGCAACUUGUCUUUUUUAUCAUUAUCAGAUUUCUCAUGCAUUGUAUAGUAAGCACAAUGUACCCUGUAAGAAGAGAACAUAUGCAGGUAGGUGCUACACUUUGUAAACUGUUUGGCAAGCAGAAACAAGGAGAACACAUUGUAAAGAUUUAUGUUGGAGUAGAAGGUACACAGUGUUAACUCAGCUAAAAGUGUGAGACGCUGCCAUGUUUUUACCUCCAGUGUUUUUCUUGGGUGAUUGAUGUUACUACAAAGUGCUUCUCUGUGCCUGAAUGGAAGGUGAGCUGUCUCUGCAACCUUUUCUGAUCUGAAUCGAUUGAGUAUGAAUGACUUCAUUUUAUUAUUAAACAUGACAUGAAUAUUUAAUACCAUCCUCUCUCAGGUUUCAUUUCUCGCUUCUAGUCUGCACUCUCCACACGUUCUCAGCUUACAGUCGCUGCCUCCUCGAUAGCUGUUUUUAUGGACCCACUUUACACCUCUGUGAUAAAAAUGACUGGGCUAACUGGCUACACAUUUGAUAGUUCCUCUUUGGGUGUCUGCUAAAAUGUCAUCAAUUUUAAAUUAAAAAAAAACUUACAUGAUAAUGAUAAUACAUGAUAAAGUACAAUGAAAUACUUGAAGUCUCAACCAUUAGUCAUCAUUUAGAACAGUUUGCAUAAUAUGUGAAUGAAAUAUCCACAAAUCUCUGCUGAACUCCUGAAAAGUCCCAUAGCAGUUUUGACAGAUGCUCAUAUUCAAGCUCUACAUGAACUCUUUGGUGAACAUCUCUAGAUCCUGAGUCCCCUUUCAGCCCAUGUAACAUAAUGGCUGUUGUGCAGGUUUUUAUAACAGCAAGGGCAGGAAGCCAAAUUAAAUGGACUACAGGUGGCAAAUUAGGUUGCAGAUGUGCAAUUAAUCCUUAACAGAUGAUAUGAUAGUGGAGAUGCUGUGUUAAACUUGAAUCUUUUUACAGCUUUUAAGUUUUGGCAAAAACAGCAUGGUGCAUUUCCAUUUAGAUGUAGCCACUAUGAUCCAUGAAAACAGCCCAGUCGCUGGAAGAAAAUGUUGGCAUUGCACCUACUGGAGGGGUCGUGGGACUUUCCACAUCCAGUCUUCAUGUGCUUUGUGGACUUGAAGAAGGCUCCCCUACGGGGAAUCUUGUAGGGGUACUGCUGGUGCACAGGUCACCGGUUUCACCGCUAAGAGCCAUCCGGUCCUUUUGUAACCAAAGUAAGUCUAACACGUUCCGGGUGGGUGUUGGCCUCUGCCAGGGUUGUCCCUUUUCAUCGAGGUUUGGUGACCUAAGAAUUCCAUCUCUGUUUUUCUCGCAGAUGAUGUGGUUCUGUUCCACGGCAUCUGCAGUGGUGCGGACGCUGUGCCGGACUGUCCUGGUAAAGAGAGAACUGAGCUGCAGCACUUUGCUCAGCCUGCUGCCCCCGCAACCCAGCUUUGGAAAAGUGGUUAAAAUGUAUGGAUAGAUGGAUGUACCUUUAUGCAAAAUACAGAUACAUUACAACUGUAUGUUUCAUACAGGGAUGGUGGCUGGCAUUGCACCUGGGCAAGACGCCUGCAUUUCCAGUGGCUUUUUAGCCACCUCAUGUGGGUGUUUUUUAGCAGGCUGCUCUCAUGCACUGUUUGUAGAUAUACAAAUGAAAAGGAAUGCACCACAAUUUGUAUAAAACCCACUUAGUCAUGACCCAGUAAUUUGUGUAUAUCCAUAUGAUCGUGAAGGCUGCGAUCCCAUGACAAAUGAGCUUAUAGGAGUGGAGAAGGAAGUAGUAUAAAGGCUGAGAGUCCAUGUUAGGAGGUAGGUUGGAGUGGUGGAUCGGCCAGACAACAUAGAAUGUGACACUUAAUUUUUUUUAAUGGACGUUGUUCCUUUUCCUAAUCCUAACCUGUGACUUUACAUUAAGUACACAAUUUUAUGUUACAUGUAAGUGUAUCAUUUGUGGGCAGCUUAUGUGGUAUGUAUCAUAUUAACUGUUGUAUGAGGAUGAGUGACCCAUCGCUGUGUUUCCAGCCAGGAUAUUGACACAAAAACAUGAAGAUAUUGCUAUGUUUCCAGUGUGGAUUGUCCCACCAUAAUUGAGUAUUUUAAGCUAAAAGGAGUAUUUUUCUGAACCAUAACCAAGUGAUUUUUGCGCCAUGCAACAUACAAAUGUAACAUAUCAGUGAUUUGCAGAAACGUACAACACAAUUGUUUUCUGGUCAUUGCAUUGUUGUAAAGUAUGUCUUUAAAGAAAUGUAAUGGAAAAAAUGCCCAACUGAGUCCCACUGACUCUGUGCUGGUCAGGCUUUGGAGCACAUUCAGUGUUUACAAUAUCUGUUUUCUUUGUAAUAAAUCAAUAGACAGGCUAAAUGAAACAAGAAAACAAACCAGUUGUGAACUCAUCCUACUUCUUCUUCUUUGUCACACUGGGAUUAAAAAUGUAAACUCGCUUUCACACUUAACCUUUAUGGUUCAGUCAUAACAAACUCAGGUCCAUUUGCGUGGUUAGUACGGUUUGUUUGGGCUGGUGUGAAAACUGUCAAUCAAACCCUGGUGUGGACCAAACAACUGAAUCAAGACUGCUUAAAAAGGUGGGUUCCGGUCUGCUUCCAACAUACUCUGAUGCAGUUCUUUUAUGGUGUGAAAGAAAAUGAACCAACCACAGAAUUUUAUCACAGCAGAUAUGUAAUUUUAGCAGGAUUUCAACAGCUAAACCAAAAAUAAAUCCAUCUGCUGAUGGUGAAAUCUGUCCAUGAUCUCAUAAUUGAUCCUGAUAAAGGCCACGAAUAUCCCAUAACCUAUUUAUGCUAAUGCAAACAUGUAACCAUGGUAACAUAUGCAUGUCAGUGUGGGUAUUUCCUCUGAUUAUAAAGCUAUUAAAACUGCCAUCGUUGUAUCUGACUCUGUGUUCUUUGACUAAGUCCAUUAAAAAGUGUGUGACAGUGAUCCCACAGUAUUAAACCUGAAUCAUUACUGUACAA
Epinephelus fuscoguttatus (brown-marbled grouper) is the source of this 7054-nucleotide messenger RNA. Its product is annotated as voltage-dependent calcium channel gamma-6 subunit-like. Gene Ontology annotation, biological process: regulation of calcium ion transmembrane transport via high voltage-gated calcium channel; calcium ion transmembrane transport. The transcript has 7 exons. Gene Ontology annotation, molecular function: calcium channel regulator activity; voltage-gated calcium channel activity. NCBI's taxonomy places the organism in Eukaryota, Metazoa, Chordata, Actinopteri, Perciformes, Serranidae. Bases 700 to 1557 code for a protein of 285 amino acids. The record is from RefSeq and is a predicted model, not a curated record. Gene Ontology annotation, cellular component: membrane; L-type voltage-gated calcium channel complex.